CCCAUUGUUGGAACCUGCAGCUGCAGUCUAGCUGGGUAAAAGCCUGCAGUUGGAAUCUGCAACCUGAUUCCUGCAGUCAGUUCAGCAGGAAAUAACCAGCAGUCAGAGGCUGCAAGGGAAACCUACAGUAGGAGCUUGCUGCAGCCAGAGGCAGGGAAUAGUUGGAGUCAGGAUGGCAAAGCUGUGAAGAGGAACAAACCAGGACCCUUUUUAUGUUGUAUUUAGCAAGAAGUCUGUGCCUUGGCUCAUUUUUACCCUCUAAUAAGAGGGCUGUUGCAACAGCAAGAUCUUUUGAAGAUGCAGUAUCAAAUUUAUGGAAAGCUCAAGGCCCUAGCUUAGAAACACAGAUGGUGGAUGAUGAAACUGAGACUACAAGUGAAGAAUUGCCUCCUCAUCUGCGGGAAGAGCCUCCCGAAGAUGCCAGCAAGGACCACCCACAGGAGCAGGCAGGAGUCAUCUGGAGAGUGACGGGCGGCCUGUUCAGUAUCACCCGGGGAGCUGUGGGGGCCACUCUGGGAGGAGUGGCGUGGGUGGGCAGCAAGAGUCUGGAGCUCACCAAAACAGCUGUGACCAGUGUCCCCGCUGCUGGCGUUGGACUGGUGAAGGGCAGCGUCUCAGCAGUGACCGGCGGCGUUGGAGCUGUGGGCAGUGCGGUCGCCAGCAAAGUCCCUUUCACUGCAAAGAAGAAGGACAAGGCUGACUAAUCCCUGUCACAGCUCCCUUCCAAAAGAUCAACCUGCCCAUACUCUGCCCCUACCCAGCACCUCUUUGAGUUGGAACCAGCUGCUUCAGGGAGGGUCAAGCACCCGAGCAGACUCUGGCUGCAGCCUGCUCAGCACUGCCUGCCUGGCUCAGAGCUCACAGAGCCACUGUCAAUGCCUUUCACUCCCAUCACCUUCUGGGAACCAUCUCUGCUCUGAGGACUUUAAAGGCGCAGUUGUCUCUGUCUUGUAGUUCCUUCCUCCCCUCUUGCUCUUGUAAGCAUGGAGGGAUGGGAGAGGGCAUCAGGCUCCAUCUGCCUGGAGGUGAGGGGAGUAACAGGGGGGGAACUAUGCCUGACUUAAAGUGUUGAGUCAAAUUCAACUUUAGCUUGGGAAGACAGCCUCUGAAACACCCCUUCCGUUUGGGAGGUGUGUUUGGGAGGUGUGCCUGGCAGAGAACUGCAGAAGUCCCACUGACAAAAAGGAGAGAUACUGUGAAGAGGGGGAAGCCUCUCUCCUGCCCUGCACCUCUUACCUUUUCUUUGCAGGGCCCAUCCCCACGAGCCGCUCCCAGUCACUUACUCCCCAGCUGAAUUGAACCCUUCAGAGAGGGAAUCCUCAAGCUCAGCAGAGCAGCUCUGGGGUGAUACCACACCAGAGUAUGAUAGAUCCCAGACCAUCAAGUUCUGAACAGAUUUUCUUGGUGAGAGGAAGGAAUAUGAAAGCUGCUGUAUGUUCCCAUUUGGGGAAGGAGCUGACAGUGGCACUUGCUAGGCCUCUGUGAUAUUGCAGUACAGGGAGCGAUGUUCCACAGAGAGAGACCAGGCCUUUUGUUUGACCCUUGAAGUCCUUCCAGUAUCCUUGUCUUUAACAAGGGCCUUUUGUCUCUUGGCCACACUCACACUCCACAGAUGUCAGUAGUAACCAAGAGCAAGUGUGUUCCCAAAUGCCACCCAAAUUCUGCUGCAGGGAUGGAGAGGAAGCUGAAUGUGUUGCUCUCCCCACGACUCAGCAUCCUGGGAGCAGUGGCCUGGGUGUGAGUGGUGAGUGGGCUGCACCAUGUCGGAGAACACUUCCCAAGGGGCUGAGUGUGCUCCAACAGCAGUAAGCCUGCGCAGGGCACCAGCAACUCCUCUUCCGCACACUGCUCCUGCGGUCCAGCCUAUUCCUCUGAAUGACCACGUUGCACUAAAUAGCCCACCCAUAGUCGUAGUGCCGCAGAAACCCAGACACCUGCAUCCAUCUGGGAGUCACAGCCAUCCUCAGCCUGGCCCGUGAUGCUCAAGGGGCCGUAUGGCAUUGUACACACACAUACAAAUGUGCACUCACUCACUCCCUCCCUCCAAGGUCCCCUGUAGUUCUCGGGAGGAGGAAAGCUACAGGCUCCACCAUAAACUCUGCUGCUCCUAGCUUUGGCAGGUGAUUUGCUAUGGUCUGUAGGUGUUGGAUGCAUAGGCAAGUGAAGCAGUGCUUGUGCUGUAUUUUAUAAAUAUGCAUCUGUGUUAGCGUGCGUGUGUACGUGUAAGUCCACAGGCAUGUCUUCAGCCAGGGAAAGAGACCUGUGCCACUGCCACAGAGGAGUUCACAUGGUCAUCUUUGGCACUUUCAGCAUAUAGUUUUUAUAAAGGGUCCUGGUCAAAAGAAAACCAUGUUUUAGAGGAUGUUUUGCCCUCUGUUGCGCAAGAGCGUAGUGUAUUGAAACCAAAGGAAUGUGAAAAAUCCCCUUUCUCCUGUCUGUUCUGUUUGUUUUCACUCAGCCCUAUCUUUUGGACGUUGAAGCCAACUUUCUUGAUCUUCAUUUCCCUUUGGAGGUUACUGCACUUCCUGACAGCUCUCUUGUGCUUAGGACUUAGAAAACGACACACACACACCCCCGCCAUCAUUUUUGCUGAAUGUUCUUGGGCCUGUGAUAUAGUUUUCAUUCUGACCUUUAUUAAAUCUGCAUUUUGGGAUGUAUGUUGCUGUGUCCCCCUGAGAAUCAUGCUGGUGUUAGUCACUCUCCAUACCCUUUGCCAGGUAGCCCCUGCUGUUUGCGGUGGUAAGAAGCUGCUGAUCUCCGCAGUUUGCUACUCUUGAUAGCACGAGAGAGGUUUGACUUACGUUUUUGUUUCUGAAGAGGAAGCAGCAUUUGGUAGGUGUGUGCAUUUCCUCACUUUGUGUCCUUUGUUCUGGUGAAGGCCAAGUUGACCCAGACAUACCGGUUUUGUCUCUGAAGGCAGCAGCUUCACAGAAAGAUCAGGCCUUGAUGUGUGCCUCUACUUUGCUGGGAUGCUCGUGGCAGUUGUCAAGGCCAGAAGAAGUCUUGUCUGUUCUCCCUUUGUCUCAAACGCCCUGCAAGGCUGGAGGACAGUUCGCACUGCAUGGAUCUCUGCUCACUGCUCUCCCUGAGCACAUCUCAUCUCUUAUUCCAGAUCACAGACUGCCCCUGAAGCGAGCUCUAGCCCCAAAGCUGAAAGAUGCUUGUGUGUAAGUAGCUGUGUUGUCACGAUCCCUCUGAGAAAGAUAGCUUCUGGCCAGUUGGGACAGAAGAGUCUUCUUCCUAAAUGUCUCUCCUAGGUCUUAGACAGGAGAAGAUAGAAUCUCAGAACCUUCAGCAGCCAGCCCUGGGUGGGUGGUGGGGGGCUGAUUAUGCUUUUGGCUAAAUAGUGUCUCAGACAGGCUCUUGCUGGGGGAGGCAGUACAUCCUGCCUGCCUGCAGGCACUGUAUACAGAGCAGGCAUGGCAAAUGGGAUAAAGGUGAUGUAAGGAAGGCCACAGGUGCCUUGAGAGUUUUCCAUCUUUUUAUUUCUUCUUUGCAUCCUUGCAGGAAGUAGAGUAAAGCCCACAAUUUGUCUGGAACUGCCAUUUCCUUGCAGGAUGGCCUGGAGAAGACAAAAUGAGUUGGUGAGGGGAACUCAUAGCCUAAAUCGUUGUUCUUACAGCCCAGCUAAAAGAGAGCUCCGGGACCAUGAGUCAUAAGAGAUCAAACUAGCAGGCAGGGGUAGAAGAUUAAAUCUACUCCAAAAACAAGGCCUCACACUGCUAAGCAGGCACUCAGGAAUAAGUAACUCUCCAGAACAAAAAGGCUUUAAGAAAGUCUCUGCUAGGCCUGCUCAGUUCACGAUGGUGACCCAGUCCCAGCCUGCUUUUCUGGGCAUUUACAGUGCCAGAGCAGAGGGAAAACAGGGUCAGUCUCCCCAGUCUAAAAGUAAAGAUGCCUUCUGACAGCUUUGGUUGCAGGACAAUGGGAUCUGGAUUGGAUGGGGAAGCUGUUGGCUGUUGUCAGAUGCCCUAUCUUUCCUCCUCCCCCACUACAGAGACUCCAGCCACCUGGGCCACCAGUGCAGCCCUGCUCUCACUGCCCAUUCAUGGUACGAAGGGCAAAAACUGUGUUGUGCAUAAAUCCCGUGGCUGCCAGAUGGGGUAGCUUGGUACGAAACAGGAGGGGGUAGCAUUGGGGUAGAGGGAAGGAUUAAAGGGAGUUGGUACACAGAAGAUGGGAGUGCGGUGUGACAGGAGGAGUUGAGGAGUGAGGGAACAAGAAAAUAGUGACCAUGGAAAGAAUUUGUUUCUUAGGACAGGCUUUGAUUCAGAAGAUGAAUGCAAUGGUGUUUCUCCUAAGAAAGAGCACAGAAAGGGGAGUUGGUCAAUGUGGGUUUUGGUGUGUGGUGGUUCUACAUGCCUGGCUUGUGCCCUGGUUCCAUAGUAAUGAUGAUUGCUAGCAAUUUCCAUUUAGAUAGAACAAUGGAUGGGCAGAUGAGCUCCCUUCUUAUCACCCACCCUUCCCAGAUCUCCCCAUGAUUGGCCUGGGUCUCCCCCAUGGUGGAGGUGGGAUGUAGCCCUGUUCACAGCCCUGUGUCCCACCUUGCCUGGCAGUUUGCCUGUGCCCCACAAGCAUGUCCUGGCCAAAAGGAGACCCACAGGUGGAUCCUCUCCUCCCUUUUCCCUGACUUUAGUUUCAUUAUCCUCCACUUUUUUAUCCCUCCUUUAGCUUUUUGGUCUUGCCCGUGGAUAGAGCUCCUCAAAGCUUUUGCUGAGACCUUCAUUCAACAUCCACACUUGCAGUGUCUGGGAGGGCAGAGGGCGAUUGCCCCCGCAGCUCCCCUGGCUGGGAGAGAAGUGCAUGUCUUCCACCCCUCUCUGUCCCCUUGUGUUUUGUGUGUGGAAAAUCUUAACCCACUUCUUUUUCUCUGGGUUCCCUUGUUGGCUCCUAUCCCUGUGGGUGGGUCAUUUCCGUGUCUCCAUUGCAGUCAUCCUUGUAAAAACAACAGCAUGAGUGGGAAUAUGGAGAUGGUUAGAGCCGCAGAGCCAGGGCCCAACUCUGCUUCUGUAGGAGCUGAGGAGGCCUUUGGCAGCCCAAAACUGCGGUCCCGUGCACAGUGCUGGGCUCCAGAGAACACUUUUGUUCUUUAUCAUUUUAUUGUCUGUAAUUGGUUUCCUACUGAAUUUGUUUGCUUGGUUUGUUUUGCAGUGUGUUUCUGGGAAUAUUCUGCAUCUCUGUAUUUUAAUUACAGUAAAAUUUGAGGAUAAAA
Molecule: messenger RNA, 5212 nt
Organism: Hirundo rustica (Barn swallow)
Lineage: Eukaryota; Metazoa; Chordata; Aves; Passeriformes; Hirundinidae
Product: transmembrane protein 263-like
Exons: 3
Coding region: 213-704 (163 amino acids)
Source: RefSeq, a predicted model, not a curated record